AUGGAUUUGAAAGUAACUCUCUGUUACAUCCUUCUUUUAUUAUUUUCAAUAUCUUCAGCAGAAGAUAUUAAGCUUAAACUGAAAGGAGUGACAAAUAUAGCUACUACAGAUGAAAAUUUUAUAUGUGCAACUUUAGAUUGGUGGCCAGAAAAUAAAUGUGACUACAAUCAAUGUCCAUGGGGGAAAUCUGGCAUUCUCAAUCUGGACUUAGAUAACAAAAUUCUAUCAAAUGCUAUAAAAGCUUUUGAUCCCUUGAGAAUUAGAAUAGGAGGAUCAUUGCAAGAUCAGAUUAUUUAUCAAUUUGGUCCUCAAAAGAAUUGCACCCAAAUGAUCAAGAAAGAUGAUGGCUUGUUUGGAUUUAGUGUUGGCUGUCUUCCUCAAAAUAGAUGGGAUAGAGUAAAUGACUUUUUUAACAAAUCUGGAGUGAAACUAACUUUUGGGCUAAAUGCCCUUAUUGGAAAGAAAAAUUCCAAGGAGGACAAGUUGAACUACAUGGGAAAUUGGAAUCCAUUAAAUGCCAUAACUCUCAUGAAGUACACCAUUUUAAAAGGAUACAAAAUAGAUUCAUAUGAAUUAGGAAAUGAACUAUGUUCAGAAGGAGUAUCUGCCAGAAUAGACAGUGUUCAAUAUGCUAAAGAUAUUACUAAAUUAAGAUUUAUAAUUAAUAAAUUAUAUCCAAAUGUGACUACAAGACCAAAGGUGUUAGGCCCUGCUGGCUUCUAUGGUAAGGAAUGGUUUGAUAGCUUCUUACAAAAUGUAGGACAUGGUGUGGUUGAUGGAGUCACUCAUCACAUAUACAACCUUGGUGCUGGUGUUGAUCAGGAUCUUAUCGAGAAAGUUCAAGACCCUUAUUUUUUGAGUCAAAUUGCUCAAACUUUUAAAGAUGUCUCGGUAGCUGUCAAAGAAUUCACACCAUGGGCAGGAGCAUGGGUUGGAGAAUCUGGUGGAGCUUAUAAUAGUGGUGGCAAAGAUGUGUCACAUACUUUUGUUAAUGGUUUUUGGUACUUGGAUCAACUAGGCAUGACAUCAACCUUCAACCAUAAGGUUUAUUGUAGACAAGCUCUUAUUGGAGGAAAUUAUGCUUUGCUUAACACCACAACUUUCAUACCAAAUCCUGAUUAUUAUGGAGCGCUUUUGUGGCAUCGACUAAUGGGAAGCAAAGUUCUCUCUGUCUCUCAUGAAGGCUCCCCAUAUUUGCGAACAUAUGCUCAUUGUUCUAAGAAAGGGCCUGGUAUUACUGUGUUGAUCAUAAACAUGUCCAAAUCAACAUUCAAUUUUUCACUUGUGAAUGACAUGAAUCUGUAUCCAGAGGAUUACACAACAGAAGGUAGUGUACAAACAAGUACAAGCAACUCAAUGGAUGAUAAACAAAUAAGAGAAGAGUAUCAUUUGACACCAAAAGAUGGAAACAUUCAAAGUGAUGUUGUCCUUCUGAAUGGAACUCCAUUGAAGCUAACUGAGUCGCUCGACAUUCCAGAACUGAAACCAGUAAUGAUUUCUUCAUCUUCUCCAAUCAAAGUGGGGCCUCAAUCCAUUGUGUUUGUGAAUGUCAAAGGCUUCAAAGCACCAGCAUGUGCUGCUAGUUAGUUAGUUAGUUAGUAUAGACAUGAUAUUAAUCAACUUUAAAUUUUUCAUUAA
Messenger RNA from Trifolium pratense (red clover), 1638 nucleotides. Its product is annotated as heparanase-like protein 2. Bases 1 to 1587 code for a protein of 528 amino acids. The transcript is spliced from 9 exons. The record is from RefSeq and is a predicted model, not a curated record. NCBI's taxonomy places the organism in Eukaryota, Viridiplantae, Streptophyta, Magnoliopsida, Fabales, Fabaceae. Gene Ontology annotation, cellular component: membrane; plant-type cell wall. Gene Ontology annotation, molecular function: beta-glucuronidase activity.